AUGGCAGAACUCUCCUACGCCCGCUACGGCAAGGAUAACGUCCGCCUCUACAAAGUCCAGAAGAACCCCGACGGCACCCAGGAUGUCACCGAAAUGACCGUCUGCACCCUUCUCGAAGGCGACAUCGCUCCUUCCUGGACCGCAGCAGACAAUGCCAACAUCGUCGCAACGGACACGCAAAAGCAGACCGUCUACGUUCUCGCGAAGCAACAUCCCGUCAACCCACCCGAGCUGUUCGCUAGCAUCCUCGGAAACCACUUCAUCACGCAGUACUCGCAUAUCCACGUCGCGCAUGUGAGCAUCGUGGUACAUCGAUGGACGAGAAUGGAGAUUGACGGCAAACCGCAUCCGCAUUCCUUCCUGAGAGACGGUACCGAGACAAGGGUUGUGGAGGCCGUUGUGAGACGCAAUGGUGGAAUCAGCAUCAAAUCCGGGAUCAAAGGCUUACUGGUGCUCAAGAGCACGGGGUCACAAUUCUGGGGUUUCCAUCGCGAUGAAUAUACACGCCUUCCGGAAGUCUGGGAUCGAAUUCUCAGUACAGAGGUGGAAGCGUUCUGGCAAUGGCGAUCGUUCUCUGACCUACAAGAGGUGAAGAAGGAAGCCGAGAGACGGACAUUCGAUGGUGCACACGCGGAUGCGAGGAGAAUCACGUUGGAAAGAUUUGCAAAAGAGAACUCGCCGAGUGUGCAGAAUACCAUGUACCUCAUGGCCGAGGACAUCCUGAAAGCUGCACCGGCUGUGGAGAGUGUAGAUUACUCUCUGCCGAACAAGCAUUACUUUGAAGUUGGUAAGUCGAUUGGAGCGAACACUCCUGCGCCAGCGCAAGUUUACUGAUGUCCGCUCGCAGAUCUCAGCUGGUUCAACGGCCUCAAGAACACCGGCGCAGAUGCGGAAGUUUUCGCACCCCAGAGCGACCCCAACGGCCUGAUUCAAUGUACCGUCAGCAGGAAAGGCAGUAAGGCCAAAUUGUAAGCACAUCAGACAUGACAGCAGCGUUUAAUGGUCGUGCAGGUGUUUCUGGCCUCUCGCGGGGCUAGCAAAGAUCGCGGUCCUCGGGUAUUCGUCCAUCGGUAUGGCUACAGUUUAG
This is a messenger RNA of Lecanosticta acicola, 1087 nucleotides long. NCBI's taxonomy places the organism in Eukaryota, Fungi, Ascomycota, Dothideomycetes, Mycosphaerellales, Mycosphaerellaceae. The record is from the annotation of a GenBank genome assembly.